Eimeria necatrix is the source of this 2088-nucleotide messenger RNA. RefSeq lists its product as hypothetical. The record is from RefSeq and is a predicted model, not a curated record. Lineage: Eukaryota; Apicomplexa; Conoidasida; Eucoccidiorida; Eimeriidae. The transcript has a single exon. The coding region runs from base 1 to 2088 and encodes 695 amino acids.
AUGAACUCACAGUAUAGGAAUGAUCUGUCUUCCUCACGCACCACAGAUCAGACGGUGGGAUCGAUUUCCUUUCUACAGCGAAAAACAGAACACAGCUCGUUUGACGACAAAUUUCAAAUCCAGAGCCCGUCCAAAAAGAAACUGUUUUCAUCCCCUUGGACUCGUCAUCUCGGCGUAGCAAUCACCUUCCUCGCAGCAGCGUACCUUCUACUUGUUUGUUUUCAUUUCAUAGAAGCUAGAAAGCUUUCGGCUCCACAAAUUCGUUCCCUUGCAGACCGUCAUGAUAGAUCAUGUGAUUGGGACAGUGCUGCAGACGACGGCGACGAUAGGUCUAGGCAGGGAAGGGGGCAGCAGCUGUCAGAGGAAGGUUUAUCUCUGUCGCAACAUGAGGCUCAUGGAGGGCACGAGGCUGAAGCAUCAGGGCCUGGAGAAGUUGAUGUUGUGGCGUCUACUGGAGAGGGGGCAACUGGGACCAGGUUGGGUUAUUGGUCACAGGAACUUGCACGGUACCAUGUGAGGGAAUGGUCCUGCCGAAAGCUACCUGAGCCGGUACAGCGUAGCCUAGUGGAUAUGUUCGCGCGAAUGGUGAGAGCUGCAAGGUUGUGCCAAUCAUUGCUGCCAAUGCUAACGUCCGCACAGCGACUGCAACUGACAUAUCAAUUGAUGCGACUGAUUGCACUGGAUUUGGGAGCCAUUUCUUUAGUGAGGGAGGACAUAGAGCCUGCAAGGCAAAGCGUGGGGGACUCUCUCAUUAGUUUGGGUCUUAAAUGUCUUGAGAUAAGCGGCGUGGACCCAACUAAUGAAACACAGCGCGCAUCAAUUCGCCAACUGAUUGGUUUAGUUGAAAAACUUAAGCAGAAUCGGCCUCUUGAAGAAGAUUUUGGUCCUGUCACGUACAGAAUUAAAAUGGCAAACGCAAUGGGCACUGCUGGCGUGGUAUUAAAGUACUGUUUGGGAGUUCUGGACAGACUGCACCGACGGAGCUACGGACAGCAGCCAGCGCUACCAGAAGCUGUAUUUCAGCAGCAGCUCGAUGUUAUGAAGGCACUUUACCGUGUACAUUCGGAACACCUAGCUAGAGAUGCUGAAGUUUGCGCGUAUAUCAUGAGGACCCAGGAGCAAACCGGCAUACAUGCGCUUUUGGAUAGCCAGCAUGCAGCCCUGAGCAAUAGUCCAAUUUUGAAAUUAGUGGAAAUGAAAAAUAAAAUAAAAGAAGCCGUACAUAGCGCCGGUGGGCUCCUGAAAUUUCAGCCGCCGACACCGCUACGCCCGGAAAAGCUACGGGACCACAGUGUUAGCAGCGUGUUCGCGGGAGACAGUGAACCGACAAAUGUUAAUCCCGAAGCACCGCAUGGAAUGUUGGCUCAACAAACGCUGCACAAAGGAUUUGCCGAAGAGCCCGGACGAGCUUUCAACUCAGCAGCCUUUUCAUCCAGCGAAUACAUGCACGGAGGCACGGCAUUCCCUCCUCCUGCAGUUCCACAGUGGUCACCUGGCCAGCCGUCUCACCAAGGCGCCGAACCAGAUGCGCAGCCUCUACCGCAACUUGAAAGCCAACCUCUAGACCAUCAACCAGAUUGGGUCUUGUCAAGGACUCUUGGGAACUCACCAAGCUCUUGGGUGCCUUGGCUGCACGCAGUACACCAACCGUUUCAAGGCCCAGAACACCAUCAUCCUCGGGAGCCUUCUUUCCCAGCGCGUUCCGUUGAUCCUGUCGCUCCUCAGUUUGCUCAUGGGGGAUUUUCUGUGGGCCCCGUCGGGCGACCCGCACCCGCUGGAGGCGAUACUGAACGUUUUUUGGCGCCCACUACACAGCUGCUACAACGGAAUCAAGUUGAGUCAUCUGCCAGGCUCCAGUCUCCAGCUGCAGUCCCUCAAACACGCGAGUACAGCCUCUUCGGGGAACAGGGUACUUUUCCCUGGUCACCCUUUUCACUAAUGUCAGCCACAUCUGUCGAACAACAAGCGACUGCAGGCCGUGGCUGGGUGGGCGCUCAAUUUCAAGGCAUGCAUGACCCUAGUACGGAUGACUUGGACGAAUCAGAGAGCAGGCAGCGGCGUGGACGCUUGGAGUUUGGUCACCAAUAA